AUGAGCACAGGUUUUCUGUUACACCACACUGUCGCUAUGCCUGAAUUCAACUGGGCGGAUGGUCGUGGCUUGGUCGAGCGGCAGGCAGUACUCGGCAAUCUCAGGGAACAGUAUCUGCAUAACUUUGAUGCCUUAAAAUACCUCAGUAGGCAGCGGUGCCGCCCGACACCAAAUUAUGGUCACGGUGAGAUGCGAUGCCCACAUCGCCUCAGCCCAAAGUUGGAGGAAGGGUAG
Molecule: messenger RNA, 234 nt
Organism: Gongylonema pulchrum
Lineage: Eukaryota; Metazoa; Nematoda; Chromadorea; Rhabditida; Gongylonematidae
Source: the annotation of a GenBank genome assembly